UACGUGAAAAACAGACGGUAGAAAAUCCCAUAUCCCUCUCCCAAAUAUUUGGAAGAAAAUUCGAACCCUAAUUCAAUUACCUCAUCAAGUCCCCAACUCCACCACGCAAUUCAAUCCUCUUCUUCAAUUCAACCUCCAUCUUGAAACAAUACACUUCAAUUUCGCACCUUUUUUUCCCUCAAUUUUGUGGAAUAAAUAAAUGGCCACAGACGCAAGAACCAAAUUCCCAAACCCGGAUUUCCGACCCGAUUUCCAUCCGGAUCUAAUGGUAUCCACCCACGACGGCCUCCACUUCUGGCAGUUCAUGAUCGCCGGAUCCAUCGCCGGCUGCGUCGAACACAUGGCCAUGUUCCCCGUCGACACCGUCAAAACCCACAUGCAAGCCCUCGGUUCUUGCCCCAUCAAAACCGGCACCGUCCGUCAAGCUCUCCGUUCAAUUCUCCAAUCCGACGGCCCCUCCGCCCUCUACCGCGGCAUCGGCGCCAUGGGCCUCGGCGCUGGACCCGCCCACGCGGUUUAUUUCUCCGUUUACGAGACCUGCAAGAAGCGAUUCUCUGAUGGUGACCCUAGCAACUCCGUCGCGCAUGCGGCUGCUGGGGUUUGCGCGACGGUGGCGAGUGAUGCGGUGUUGACGCCGAUGGAUAUGGUGAAGCAGAGGCUGCAGCUGGGGAAUAGUGGGUAUAAAGGGGUGUUGGAUUGUGUGAAGAGGGUGAUGGCGGAGGAAGGGUUUGGGGCGUUUUACGCGUCGUAUAGGACUACUGUUUUGAUGAACGCGCCGUUUACCGCGGUGCAUUUCGCGACGUAUGAGGCUGCGAAGAGGGGGCUUAUGGAGGUCUCGCCGGAGAGCGUGGAUGAUGAGCGGUGGGUGGUUCAUGCCACCGCUGGGGCGGCCGCGGGGGCAUUGGCUGCUGUGGUUACAACGCCGCUUGAUGUGGUUAAAACUCAAUUGCAGUGUCAGGGCGUCUGCGGUUGUGAUAGGUUCAAAAGCGGUUCAAUUGGGGAUGUCAUUAAAACAAUAGUGAAAAAGGACGGAUACAGAGGGCUCAUGCGAGGAUGGAUUCCAAGGAUGCUCUUUCAUGCUCCUGCAGCUGCUAUUUGUUGGUCAACAUAUGAAGCUGGAAAGUCAUUUUUCAUAGAUUUGAAUCAGCAGAAAGAUAGUGGCACUGUUACCUAAUUAACACUUGAGUUUUAAUAUGUAUCAUCAUCUCAUCAUCCUUCAGUUCCACUAUAGAUGAUUGAUUCUGUAGGUCAACAUUGGUAAAGUGCUUCAAACUGGGGAGUGAGCAAGCAAAGGCAUUUUUUCAAAUCCUGAGUUCUGAACUCUUAAUAAUAUUCAGAGGGCACCGGAUUAGCUUCGAAUUUAGAACUUUUUCUUGUACACUGUCAGUUUUGAUAGUCAUUCUUUUCUUGGCUUAUCUUUUUGCUUUGGACAGAACAAUUUUUCCAUGAAAACAUAGAACACUUGUGUGCAACAUGGAAUUUUUUCUUUAGUUAUGAACACUGUAAGUUACAAUUAUUUGAAAGAUUAUAUUUGGUGUCCUGAAGUUAAGGAAUCACAUUUCCUUUCCCUAA
Lotus japonicus is the source of this 1572-nucleotide messenger RNA. RefSeq lists its product as uncharacterized. The coding region runs from base 200 to 1174 and encodes 324 amino acids. The transcript is spliced from 2 exons. Gene Ontology annotation, molecular function: ferrous iron transmembrane transporter activity. Lineage: Eukaryota; Viridiplantae; Streptophyta; Magnoliopsida; Fabales; Fabaceae. Gene Ontology annotation, cellular component: mitochondrial membrane. The record is from RefSeq and is a predicted model, not a curated record. Gene Ontology annotation, biological process: iron import into the mitochondrion.